Molecule: messenger RNA, 2266 nt
Organism: Saccostrea cuccullata (small rock oyster)
Lineage: Eukaryota; Metazoa; Mollusca; Bivalvia; Ostreida; Ostreidae
Product: protein GDAP2 homolog
Exons: 15
Coding region: 240-2243 (667 amino acids)
Source: RefSeq, a predicted model, not a curated record
CACAAGAUGGAGGAUUUCCCUUGAGUGGACGAAAAUUACUCGUGAUUUAGAGUAAACAAAAACUAGAGGGAAAUAAUAGUUCCACUUGCGUUUUCAUUGUUUAGAAUAAGAUAAAUCCGUUAAUGAUAUCAUAGGUAGUUAUGUAGCAGAGGGAAAAAAGUGUUCAGCUGAAACAUUGGCAGGAAUAUUCCUCUACUUUAGUUUCCGAAAACGGAAGUUUGAAAGAAAGAUAAAAAAGAAUGGAUGACCCGUUAGGAGCUCGUUCAGACUGUGUGGAGCUUGAUGAAUUGACAAGAUGGAACUUAACACAGCUGCCAAUGACGUCAGAGGAAGAUAAAGAUGCUGAAAUAUCCCCGUUUCCUUGGAAUAAUAAUUUAAACUCCAAAAUUAUUCUGUGGUGUGGUGAUAUUACUCGCCUUGUGGUGCAUGGAAUUGUUAACCUGACUAACGAAAGAUUGGAUGCCAAACUCCCAGAAACAGAAACUAUUUAUAGGAAAGGUGGACCCGAUUUAGUGGCGGAAAUAAGAAACAAUGUCAGAAUAUGUAAGACAGGGGAGGCCAAGACUACCAAAGGACACAAACUGCCAGCGCGAUUUGUGAUCCACACGGUGGGACCCAGAUAUAACAUCAAAUACAUCACCGCGGCCGAGAGUGCUCUGUUCAGCUGCUACAGGAGUGUUCUCAGGCAGGUCAGAGAGCACCAGAUGAAAUCUGUGGCCGUUCCCUGUCUUCACUCCAUAAGACGAGGCUAUCCUACAGAAGACGGGGCCCACAUUGCCAUAAGAACGAUUCGGAGAUUCCUGGAGAAAUUUGGAGAGGAUGUUGACACAGUGGUAUUUGUUUGUAAUGAGGACACAUUGGAUACUUACAUGAAGGUCCUGCCGCUGUAUUUCCCCCGCAGCUGUAAAGAGGAAGUGGAGGCAAUUAAAUGUCUACCGGAGGACAUCGGUAAUGAAGACGGGGAACCAAUUAUCCCAGAACGACAAAUCAGAAUAAUGGACAAACCCAUGCUGGCCUCCAUCAGAAGCAGUCAGGGUCUGGAGGAACUAGAGGAGACAGUAGAUUUAAACAAGGAGUUUGGAACAUCAACAGUGGUGGAGGUGGGUCGCCAUCCAUUCGCUCAGAUGCAGAGUGAUCCUGAUGAAGUGAAAAUGUCUCACCUGACUGGUCACUCAACAGCAGAACAGAGGCGACUAGAAAAUAAACGAAGGUAUGAGAGACUACUGAAGAGAUCCAAGAUGGAUGACCUGACUGACAUAGCAGCCUUGAAGUGUAUCUACAGGUCAGGGGUGGACCGAUUUGGCCGACCUGUCGUCAUCCUAGUGGGGAAACAUUUCCCAGCCAACUCAAUAAAUAUGGAGAGGGCUUUACUGUACUUGAUUCGUGUGAUGGAACCUAUCGUUGAGUCGGACUACGUCGUCGUAUAUUUCCACACUCAGACAACAGCUAUCAAUCAUCCAGACAUGUCGUUCCUAAAACAGAUUUACUGUAUCCUAGACAACAAGUACAGGAAAAAUAUGAAAUCUUUUUACGUCAUCCAUCCCACUUGGUGGUCAAAGUUGGCGACUUGGUUUUUUACGACAUUCACCGCGUCAGACAUAAAGAAUAAGGUGAUCAGUAUGCGGGGUAUACAGUAUUUGUACGGCACAAUCUUCCCAGACCAGCUGGACAUUCCACCAUUUGUCAUCAACUACGACAUUGAGGCAUGUGUUCGACUUCAAACCGAUCGAGAAUUUGUGACAGUUGGAUGGUAUGUGGAUACAGAGGGUCAGCGCAUGCGUCUAGAUAGUUAUGGCAUACCAAAAGAAAAUAUGUACACCCACGAAAGUGGGGAUCGCCUGUCGUUUGAGUACGCCUGUGAACCUAUAGGGGAGCCCUUGUAUGUCUAUAUCUACCACUUUGGAAUCGGCAAACAGAUUAAUCUGAUGCCGUCACCGACUCCUCCAUACAAACAGUGCACCGUCUAUAACAUUACCAACUCGUUCCCUCCAAGUCCCUUACUUCCCCAUGUUAAUUUCAUAGAGAGAGCACGUGACAAUGUGACUGUGUACGACCAUUGGCGCUCCGAGUACUUCCUGUUUACAAUGGACUACUUCUUUCACGUGGUCAAUGGUCUUCCGUAUAAGAUGUUCGUGAACGCCGAAGCUAACGAGUUUUUAUCUUUUGAGGUGGGGGAACAACAAGACGACGUUUUUCUACCUCCAAAAAACGUUCCAUGUUACUAUGGGACUGGUUCUAAAUGAAAAAAAAAAAUUUUGUCAAAUAA